Molecule: messenger RNA, 1139 nt
Organism: Colossoma macropomum (tambaqui)
Lineage: Eukaryota; Metazoa; Chordata; Actinopteri; Characiformes; Serrasalmidae
Gene: cimip2c
Product: family with sequence similarity 166 member C
Exons: 3
Coding region: 459-917 (152 amino acids)
Source: RefSeq, a predicted model, not a curated record
GGUCAAGUGGUUAGAAACUAUUUUAACUUUUCUUUUUUUGGCUUAAUUCACCUCCAUCCUUUGAGGACUCGCUCGCGGGUGCUCUCUGACGUUUUGCACUCAUGUUUCUGAUAUAACUGGAUAAACAGGAAGUGGCCAGGCUCCCCUUAAACCGGCUCUGGCAGCAGGAGAUAGGCGACCACUUCUGAUUGGAACUCAACCAUUGUCAUUUACCGUGACGACAAAUUCACGAGAUCGAAUUCACAUAUUCACAUAAGAUUAGCUGUUUUUUAUAUAUAAAACGUCAUAAAAGGCAACAUGAAUCCAAAUUGGCGCCAAUACUGUCAAGUUAACACGUGCGUAACAAUGCAGCACGGACUGAGUCACGCGAGGAGUGAGUGGUUGCCAGGCAACUCUGUGUUGUAGCUGUAGGGGAGGCGCUCCGCGAGCCCUGCGCUGUGGUCAGGAGUGAGUCCAGCAUGUCAGGCACGACCCUCAGAGGAAAUGGCUCUCUCAUCACACACAACAACGCCACCUACAUUCCAGCGUCCCUGAUGCCUGGGUACUGUGGGCAUGUGCCAACCGCCAAGUUCCAGUAUGGGGUCACCUUUGGAAAUGCAACCAUCAAGUAUUUUCUGGACUCGCGGGGUGCAGCCAUGACCCGCAGUGCAAGUCAGUACAGCAUGGGUGGCAUGUUCCCUUCCAUCUCCAGUGCUGGAGGUUUGUUCACUACCCAGCGACCAGAUCGGGCCCCUUACAGCCCCUACUGGGCACGAUACAACGUAGAUUUCGAGCGCCAGCGAGAGAUCAAACACUUUGAUGAGCUGGCACAGAAACACAGGGGGAACUACAAAGACAAGACUGGCACACUGCAACCUGUCAGUUACUUCAUCAUUCCGGUGAAAGAGAGUGAGAAGUUCUCCCAGGAAGCUAUGUAAGAAUCAGAUAGAGUUGUCGAUGCAGUCAGUAGCCUUAGCACUCCUUAGCUACGUUGAUAGACAGAUAGAUAAAAACUUUAUUAAUCCCAAAGGAAAUUGCAGGGUUACAGCAGCAACAUCCAGGACUGUGAUGCUUAUAUACUUUAUAUUCUCUGAGAGAGAUGUGUGUGUUAGUGUGCUCUCAGCCUGCACAACAGGAUUCUUCUUUUAUACUGUCUGUUG